Molecule: messenger RNA, 4035 nt
Organism: Gasterosteus aculeatus aculeatus (three-spined stickleback)
Lineage: Eukaryota; Metazoa; Chordata; Actinopteri; Perciformes; Gasterosteidae
Gene: ntng2b
Product: netrin g2b
Biological process (GO): tissue development; animal organ morphogenesis; axonogenesis
Molecular function (GO): protein binding
Source: RefSeq, a predicted model, not a curated record
AGGGAGGGGGGGAGAAGGGCGGGCACGAACCUUUCCUCAAAGUCAACAUUUUAUACUUUUGAUACUCCUCUCGGCCGGAUUGUUCACUCCUCUUUUCGCAGCCGUUUCCAGAUCCAGGACACCGAUCCACCGCGCGCAGCCGUCCACGGCGGGACCGAGACAAGAAGGACAACUCUCCGGGAGAAAGAAGCAGCGAGACGGGGCGUCCAGAUAACAGGAGUACCGCGAGGACCGCGGAGGGGACCGAGUUCCAGUGGAUGAUCGGGGAGAGGGGGUCGGGUGGAUGCGGGGGGGGGAUCCUUUUUUUUUGUUGCCCAAAGACGGGGACGUGCAUGUUCCCUGACCUAACUCGCGGAUGCACGUGAAAAGACAACCGGAGGAGCUCGGCCAUCGGCAAACGUCCAAUGGAUAUACCUGAAGAAGGGCUGCCUACUCCUUCGUCCUCUCCAUCCAGCGCCACUGUGUCCCUGCAGGACCCUGCUCUCCGAGACGUGUCCUCGCCCCUCAACUCCCUGCAACACUAUGGUUAAAGUGUAUGCCGAGAUUCAUCUCUGUAACAUUAUCCGCCUCUCCAUCCGCCGCUCAUCUCGCACAGGAAGUCAUCCGUCAAAACAACACAGCGUCCCUCUCUCGGCUCAGUGGAGUCCGUCAAUAUCUGUGAAGAGACACUAAGCGAAAGUCUCCGACGCGGUCGUCCCUGUCGUCGUCCGUUGGGGGGGGGGGGGCGUCUCAAGAGGGUCAAUCUCUCCAUUCACAGUACGGCAAGUAUGGCGCUGGGAAUCUCCACCACUCCCUUAUGAGCACCGCUCCAUGCGCACCAAAUCUCCUCUGAGCUCCGUGGCCCCCCCCUCGCCCUGUGCCGGACCCCGCUCUGAACCACCCCCCCGCCCCCAGCCCGCCAUGCUCCUCCAGGCCGUGUGUCUGCUGCUGCUGCUGCACUGCUUGGCCUCCGCCCUGGGCCAGUACGAACUGUGCAAGUCCCUGGUGAGCACGGACGAGGGCUCGGUGUGGGAGCAGUACGCCUGCCAGCCGAAGACCGCCUCCAUGAGGGACUACAUGCGGAUCAAGGUGGACCCCCCGGGAAUCACCUGCGGGAACCCGCCCGAGAGGUUCUGCACCCUGGAGAACCCAUACCUCUGCAGUGAUGAGUGUGAUGCCUCCAACCCGGACCUGGCCCACCCUCCUCAGCUGAUGCAGGACAAGGAACGCAACGGCCUGCUCACCUACUGGCAGACGGUCACAUGGAGACGGCACCCGGAGCCCCUGCUGGCCAACAUCUCCAUGGCCUGGAACAAGAGCCUGGAGCUCACGGACGACGUCCAGAUCACCUUCGAGUACGGCCGUCCUUCCAUCAUGGUGCUGGAUAAGUCCAUGGACCACGGGCGCUCGUGGCAGCCCUACCAGUUCUACGCAGACGACUGCAUGGACGCCUUCAACAUGCCACCCAAGCGCGUGCGCGACCUCUCGCCCGCCAACAUCACGCGGGUCAUCUGCACCGAGCAGUACUCGCGCUGGGUGGGCUCCAAGAACGACAAGAACGUGAAGUUCGAGGUGCGGGCGCGCUUUUCCGUGUUCGCAGGGGCGCGGCUGCAGAAGAUGGACGACCUGUACACUCGCAUGGAAAGUAUGAAGGGCUUGAGGGACUUCUUCACCUUCACCAACCUGAGGAUGAGGCUUCUCAGGCCCGCCCUCGGGGGCACCUACGUCCAGAGGGACAACCUGCUCAAGUACUUCUACGCCAUCUCCAACAUCGAGGUACCAGCCAGGUGCAAGUGUAACCUCCAUGCCGCCCAGUGCCUGCUGCAGGACGGGAACCUCCAGUGCCAGUGUGAACACAACACCACGGGCCAGGACUGCCAGCGCUGCAAGAAGGGCUUCAAAGCCAAGUCCUGGAAGGCCGGCUCCUACCUGCCGUCGCCCAACGGAACCCCCAACUCCUGUACAAUCGCUGGUUCUCCCUCCGGUACUAACUGCGAGUGCUACGGCCACUCCAACCGCUGCAGCUACAUCGACUAUCUGAACAUCGUCACGUGCGUCAGCUGCAAGCACAACACCCGGGGCCAGAACUGCCAACACUGCAGGCUGGGCUACUUCCGCAACGCCUCCGCCGAACUGGACGACGAGAGCGUCUGCGUGGAGUGUAACUGCAACCAGAUGGGCUCGGUUCACGACCGGUGUAACGGCACAGGCUUCUGCCAGUGCAAAGACGGCGCCGCGGGCGCCAAGUGUGACGACUGUGAGCCGGGAUACUACUGGAAACAAGGCUGUUACUCCAACGUUUGCGACGAGGAGAUGCUCCUGUGUCAGAACGGAGGAACGUGCCACCAGAACCAGAAGUGCGUCUGUCCCCCGGAGUUCAAAGGGGUGCUGUGCCAACAGUCCCGCUGCGAGGCGGGCAAGGACUGCAACGCCGCCUCUUCCCUGCACCCUCCCACGGCCACCCUGCUGCUCUGCACUCUGCUCGCCGGCCUGCUGGCCACGCUAAGUCCGCACUGAGCCACGGCAAGAAGAGAAAACUCCACCACCUCGGAGUGUGUGUGUGUGUGUGCAUGUGUGUGUGUGUACGAGAGGCAAACGGUGACCCCGGAAUGGGAAGGGCUGCCGCCCCCCACACACACACACACACACGUACAUGUACACGCACAUGCACAACUCUUAACUAGCCCCCAGUCUCCUAUUAACACAUUAUAUAUAUAUACACACACGCACACACACACACACAACAGGACUGUUAUGAGUGUGUGCUCAGGUGUGAGAAGGACGAACAGAGAAGAAAAAGGUGAGCGACCUCGGAGAAAAAAGGGUGGAAGAAAAAGAAAAACGAUACCAACCACUGUUCCCUUUUUUCCUGAGCUGGAGCAACGUGCAUCAAACCAAAAAGCAUAAACGAAACACUUAAAAUCACCACUAUUUCACGACCCACGAGGAGCUUAUUUUUUUUCCUUCUUUUUUCUUGGUUGAGUUCAGGAUCUCGGCUCUGUUUGACUGACACCACCUGUGCGUGCGUGCGUGCGUGUGUGUGUGUGUGUGUGUGUGUGUGUGUGUGUGUGUGUGCGCGCGGUCGGACUCGGUGAGAGAACGCGACGGGACGGACGAGUCAGGAGGCCAGAUGUGCGUUCGAUCCUGCUGCUGAGGCCUAUAUAGUAUAUAACCCAGGUUUCAUUUUUCUCAAAAGAUGAUACUUCAUUUUACAUUUAUUAUAUUUCUGCUGCAUUCUUUUUUUAUUAUAUCUUCAGUUAUUGUAUUUACUGUGCCCACUAACAGUCGCUGAGAUUAUACAUAUUAUAUAAUAUCCAGGGGGUUACGAAUAAUAAAGAUUUAGUCACUAUUAUGGUUGUCAUAGGAAUGAGUGAUUGUUGCCACACUUAGCGAGAUUUAAUUAUCACACAGUAUUCAGGAAGCAGAAUUUAACAGAAUAUACCUUAUCAGAAGUCUAAAAAAGAGAGAAAAGAUAUCGACCACGUAUCAAUAUUAUAUGACAUUAUUUGAAUAUUUUUUGUAGAAAUUAUUUUUGUUUGGAGUUACAAUAAAUUAUGAAAAAUGACAUUUACAACUAUUCCAAAUGAGCGUUUUAUUACACCGAGUGUAAAGCUUGCAGUAAAAUGACUGUUAUUUGCCUUCUUGCUUGUACUUUUGUCAUUCAAACGAGUGUACACACUGUUAACAUAUUGUUUCCCCAGCGGGGUGAAAAGGUCAUCCUUUUAACCAUCCAAUCCAUGUUUGACGUUGUGUUAAAUGCUCUUAAUUACACACUAGUCACAAAGAACUGCUCCAUGUCAGGAGAAUAUAAAUUAUUUUAUUCCGAUAACAGUUGCAAAGAGGUCUUUAUAUCUGAAAAUGUCACCUGCAGAUCCAGAACAAUUGAUGCACUAAUUAUAAAAUGUGUUCCACUGUACAAACAAUGGAGAUAUACUGAUUCCUGAGAAAGCAGGACUGACCCCGAGGACGGAUUUCUCAUCUAUAACUCUCCUUUGCAAGCCUGUUCCAGUAACAGGUUGGGUUUUGUAAAAUAAAUGAAUAUUUGCCUCUGUGAAA